GUGACUGAAAUUCAUGGUAGAGCUUGGUUCCAAUAGUUCCAUAUCCACGUGUGGCGCUAUGUCCACGAUCCCAUGUUUCGAUCCCAUAAAAAAGACCGCGAUGUGACGUUUACUUCGCCUGACAUCGAAGCUGGGGACUGCAAAGAGCGUUAGCUAAAAUCCCACAUCCUCUAGUCCAUUGGGACACUAGUCUUUUUCAUUCGCAAAUCCUCCUUUUUCCUGUAUGCAAAAGUGUGUGACUCUUGCUACUUCAUAGGUUACUUUCUUAUUUCAUGACAAAAGCACGCAGUAGACGCAUGCGCGUCGACACGACGCGUACCCAGGCUUGCCAUGUCGCAGACGAGCACAGCCGUCUUUUCUAUAGAGACAGCACCGCUAGUAUGGGCUAAUAUUGGCGUUUAACCCCUGGUGGGGAGAAUAUUGUUGAAAGAGGGACGGUCGCUCGUCUGCAACAAGAGUAUCCUGACUCUGGCUCCCGCCCGAGUUCGGUGGCCUCGUGAGCGUUCGGAGCGUUUUCGGGCAGUUUCGCAAGGCGCGUCGUCGUCGGACGGACGACGGUGAGGAGUGCGGCCCGCCGCCGUCGUCGUCGUCGCCGUCGUCGAUUGACGUCAUCGUCCCUCGCCUCGUUUUUCGUACCGAAAUAUGAGCGCCGGUGACAGGAGCUGCGUUCCCGCGUCGUGUCGUCGUCGCCGCCGUUGCGUCAGGUGCGCGAUCGUGUGAGGAAGACGAAGACGAAGACGACGAAGAAGAGGAGGAGGAGGAGGAAGUGAAUAACGUUGCAGCGCGGCGCCGCGAAAAGGUACUCGCGAUCACAGGGAUGUUAAAGAAGACCAACUGCAAGAUGUUGGUUCAUCAGGUGUCGGCGGUACUGCCAGAUGACAGACCAAUAACUGCCAUUAGCGUUGUGGAAGACUUGGACAAGUGUCCACCAAAUUUCACAGUGGUAUCGAGAACUUACGAUCAGGAUACCGACGCCGAUCUGUGGAGGGAGAGCGGAUUGUUCAUCAAGAAGAAGGGUCGAUACAUCUGCUUCUCGAAGACUGAGGGCCAGCCUGACUGCGUGGUCGAGGAUAUCGUGGUGAUUAACGAGCGGGACACUCCACCGGAAGGAUACAACAUGAUCUCCUACACCGUGGACACGAGGCAGAAGGCGUGGCGGAAGAAACAGGUGUGCUACAAAAUUAGGAAUAAGGACCUGUGCGCGAAAGCGGUCACGGAUAUAAUAAUAUGCAGCAGGAUAAUCCACAAGGAUUCCAAAAUGGCUCCUGUCGGAUUUUCUGCUGCCGGUAUCAUAAAUGGCGUUCGUGUGUGCUACAAGACGGUAGAUAUCACAAAUGCGAAUUCGGAUUCGCAAUCGUACGUUAAUAUAGACUUACUGCAGAACCCUUCUCCAAAUCCGUCAAACGGCACCUAUCACAGCCCGGCCCCCGAGAGGCCUCCGAAACCAAAGUUUUCACCAAAACCACCACUGGCCAAUGGGAUUUAUCCGCAAAUCAACAGCACAGCUAAGAAGGAUGACGAGUUCAGUGAUCGGGAUUACGAGGUCUUGAGUCCUAACGCGAAGAUCAGGCCCACGAGGCCCGCGCCUCAACCGCCUACGUCCACGCCGCCAUCGGCCGUCACAUCCAUGCCUAUUUACGGCACACUUCCGGGAUCGUCCGAUCUCGACGGAGUUCCGUUCGCGCUUAAUCCACGUCUUACUACUAAUCAUCUUGAUUCUGCCAUUAAUAAACUUCCUGUUAUCAAAAUGUGGACGCAGAAGGACUUAGAUAGAGAGUUCUUCUAUGACUUCCGUGCGGAAAGAGAAACUUGAAAGACAAUGAAUGUGCCAAAACUAAUUCGAGUUUGUGAGCGAGCUCUUUCCGCCGCACGCAUUCGUAUCCGAUGCUAAUGCUAGCCAACAAGCGUAAAUGGAGUGCCUGAACGAGUGAUUUGUACUAACCCGCGAGAGAAUGAAGCCUGCGUGACGCUUAAAAAUGGGGAUUGUGUAAUAUUUAAGAAGGAAUAGGAUAAAAAAGAACUCAUUCUCGUUGUACGCGUUUCUUCCACGUCCCACAUUCUUCCACAUUUAGAUUUUGAUACUGGUGAUAACGUUGUCAUAUUUUUAUAGACUUGCGUUAUUUUUUGAUAGAAUAGUAGAGACUAUAUCUGUAAAAUAUAUGUACACACAAUUGUAUUAUAAUGCGAGAUCUUCUAUGUAUCUCUCAAUAUCGCAUAUCUACGCUUCUAAAUGAACAAACGCAUAAUAUUGUUGAGCAUUGCAUUCUCGCUGCACAUUUAGCGGUUCAACGCGGUGAUCUAAACUGCAUGGUGAGAAUGCCACAGAAAGCCAUUUAAUUUUACUGUUCCUUCUGCCCUUUUAUAAUCUGUUCUUUAUAUAUAUAGAAAUUCGAAUGUUUAUAUCAUGUAAUUUCCCUUCAAAGUGCUGCUUUUCUUUACCUGCAAUGAAGUAUUAUUACAAUAUCUUUUGUUUAUAUACUCACGUUCUAUAAUUCUGUUUGAAAGUAUGUAUGAUUGUGCACAGCACGUAUAUUGAGAAAAAAAAUCUUUCGAGAUCGACGGAACACGACACUCUGAAUCUUCCACUCGAAUUCUUUUAUUCUAUUUGUCGAUAGAUUCGUGUAUCUUGCAUAAGUUUCUGUUUAAUCGCACCACGUAUACGUGAAUGUAAUUUAAGAUAGAAACUUGUAUGUAAUAACUAAUUUAAUAAAAGAUAACGGUUAUAAACUA
Molecule: messenger RNA, 2730 nt
Organism: Monomorium pharaonis (pharaoh ant)
Lineage: Eukaryota; Metazoa; Arthropoda; Insecta; Hymenoptera; Formicidae
Gene: Mvb12
Product: multivesicular body subunit 12B
Exons: 8
Coding region: 818-1813 (331 amino acids)
Biological process (GO): regulation of epidermal growth factor receptor signaling pathway; viral budding; receptor catabolic process
Cellular component (GO): ESCRT I complex; cytosol
Source: RefSeq, a predicted model, not a curated record